AUGGGUGAAGUUCUAAUGAGUGUUUUGCACCCUGUAGUGAAAAAAAUAAACAGCAGCACGGGAAGGUUCGCCAACGCUACCUUAGUGCGCCUCUCUGAGUUUCUUAGUGCAGGCUACAAGAAGGGCGUGAGACCAGUGAGAGACUGGAGGACAUCUACGAUCGUGGCCAUAGACCUCAUGGUUUACUCCAUCCUCAACGUGGAUGAGAAGAACCAGGUUCUUACAACCUAUGUGUGGUACAGACAGUCAUGGACAGAUGAAUUUCUGGUCUGGAACCCAGAAGACUUUGAUGAAGUCAAACAAAUUUCUGUGCCUACAGCCAACGUAUGGGUCCCUGAUAUCCUCAUCAAUGAGUUCGUCGAUGUGGGGAAGUCUCCAAACAUUCCGUAUGUCUACGUGACCCAUGAUGGACUGGUGCGGAACUACAAACCUAUCCAGGUGGUCACCGCCUGCACACUCAACAUCUACAACUUCCCUUUUGAUGUCCAGAAAUGUAGUCUCACCUUCCAGAGCUGGCUUCACACCAUUAAUGACAUCAACAUCACCCUGAUGAGAAGCCCUGAGGAGCUCCGGGAGGACAAGAGUGUCUUCAUGAACCAAGGAGAAUGGGAGCUACUCCACAUAUUAUCCCAAUACAAGUCCUUCAGCUUAGACAAUGACGACUAUUAUGCUGAAAUGAAGUUCCAUGUGGUGAUCCGGCGGCGGCCGCUGUUCUACACUGUCAACCUGCUGCUGCCCAGUAUAUUCCUGAUGGUGAUGGAUGUUGUGGGUUUUUAUCUGCCACCAGACAGUGGUGAGAGGGUUUCCUUCAAGAUCACCUUGCUGCUGGGUUACUCUGUUUUCCUCAUCAUCGUAUCUGACACUUUGCCUGCCACCGCCAUCGGGACCCCGCUGAUAGGUGUUUACUUUGUGGUGUGCAUGGCCCUGCUGGUGAUCAGCCUGACAGAAACGGUUCUGAUUGUGCGUCUGGUCCAUAAGCAGGACCUGCAGCGUCCUGUGCCACAAUGGGUGAAGUACCUGGUGCUUGAAAGAGCAACCACCCUCUUCUGCAUCCACAAAAAACACCGGCUCUGCUCCACACUGUCCUCUCAGUCAUCUGACCUGGAGCACUACAAGGACAAUACCUAUGGGACUGCCCAGUGCACCCUCCACCAUACCUGUGAGAUCGGCCAACGGCUCAGCCAGCAUGAGAGGGAAGGCAGGCUUCUCGGGCUGGGCCUGCCCCCCUCCAGGGACUCCACACCUCCUGUCAUGGACAACAUCCUGCAGGAAGUGACAGCCAUACGCCACUUCCUGGAAAAGAGGGACAGGUGCCGUGAAGUUGCCAAGGAGUGGCUGCAGGUUGGAUACGUGCUGGAUGUGUUGCUGUUCCGAGUUUAUUUAGUGGCCAUGGUGGCCUACAGCAUCACGCUGGGCACGUUGUGGUCUGUGUGGCAGGGGGCCUGAGAGCUCCAGCACCGAAGCAGAGCAUGAAGAAUGCCACAGUGAGUGGAUGUGUUCCCUGUGGAGCUCCAUAGGUACAGCAGCGGCAGCAGCAGAGGCUUCCUGCAGUUACCACCUGUAUAUGUUCUGUGGAAAGGUGACGGCGGUGUUGCCCUGUUCACUUUACCAUGACGUCAGCUUUGAGUUUCACAGUGUAAAGCAGCAAAGAUAAAACCAACAAGAAAACGAGGUUAUAGCGGCGGC
This is a messenger RNA of Thalassophryne amazonica, 1686 nucleotides long. RefSeq names its product 5-hydroxytryptamine (serotonin) receptor 3A (gene htr3a). Gene Ontology annotation, biological process: monoatomic ion transmembrane transport; signal transduction; nervous system process. Gene Ontology annotation, cellular component: neuron projection; postsynaptic membrane; synapse. The record is from RefSeq and is a predicted model, not a curated record. NCBI's taxonomy places the organism in Eukaryota, Metazoa, Chordata, Actinopteri, Batrachoidiformes, Batrachoididae. Gene Ontology annotation, molecular function: neurotransmitter receptor activity; transmembrane signaling receptor activity; extracellular ligand-gated monoatomic ion channel activity. The transcript has 8 exons. The coding region runs from base 1 to 1446 and encodes 481 amino acids.